AUGUGCAAAGCACGCAAACGAGGUUAUCGUUUACCUCCUGAGAAUUACGUAUAUGGUAUCAAGCAUCCACAACAGAAUGGUAUUACUGGUGUAGCCGCAGGUAAAUAUCCAAUUGAUUCUUCAUUCGGUUGUCCAGAAUCGUUUUUUUGCAAAAUAGCUCUACAACAUUGUUGUACACCGAUGAAGAAAAUAUCGAAAUCAAUAAGUGUUCCUAAUUUCAUCACAAUAAAUAAAAAUGCUGUUCGAUUAGGGCUUACAAGAGUACAAGAUAUACAUCAAUAUCGGUAG
Molecule: messenger RNA, 288 nt
Organism: Rotaria socialis
Lineage: Eukaryota; Metazoa; Rotifera; Eurotatoria; Philodinida; Philodinidae
Source: the annotation of a GenBank genome assembly